AUGACGAUGUUUGAGCGAAAAAGAGCUGGAGUCGACUUAUCAAAUACUUCGGUUCGAGUUUGUGGUCUUCGAGCGAAGGUAAUUGAUACAUGUGCUGAAUUCUAUCUCCUUUUCACACGAACUCUUAUAGUUCUGGAAGUGAGCAGUCCGUAUUAUACAGAUUACCUAAUUCUCGUUGUAUUCUCUAUCAUUCGUGUUGGUUUCAGCUCUAUUUAUUCGGUGGUUUUGAUGAGAUUGAGCUGGUGCAAUGGAUUAGCCGAUGAGGAUGAUUUGGAGAAGAAUAAAAUAUACGAAUGUAUUCAAGAAAUGGGAAUAUAUAAAUGCACGAAAUGUUCUGAAAGUGAGGAUUGUGAUGAGGAGGAGAACGAGAAGAUUGAUUGA
Messenger RNA from Caenorhabditis remanei, 381 nucleotides. RefSeq lists its product as uncharacterized. Lineage: Eukaryota; Metazoa; Nematoda; Chromadorea; Rhabditida; Rhabditidae. The record is from RefSeq and is a predicted model, not a curated record. The transcript is spliced from 4 exons. Bases 1 to 381 code for a protein of 126 amino acids.